Phycodurus eques (leafy seadragon) is the source of this 845-nucleotide messenger RNA. RefSeq names its product adenylate cyclase activating polypeptide 1b (gene adcyap1b). Bases 271 to 828 code for a protein of 185 amino acids. The transcript is spliced from 5 exons. The record is from RefSeq and is a predicted model, not a curated record. Gene Ontology annotation, molecular function: pituitary adenylate cyclase activating polypeptide activity; neuropeptide hormone activity; peptide hormone receptor binding. NCBI's taxonomy places the organism in Eukaryota, Metazoa, Chordata, Actinopteri, Syngnathiformes, Syngnathidae. Gene Ontology annotation, cellular component: neuron projection; extracellular region; perikaryon. Gene Ontology annotation, biological process: positive regulation of GTPase activity; positive regulation of ERK1 and ERK2 cascade; regulation of protein localization.
UAUCUACAGGAGCUGCUGCUACUGCUUUUGUUGUUGUUGUUGUUGUUGUUGUUUUAAAAAAAAAAAAAAUACUACAGUAUUGCACAGUAGAAAGCUUCAGUGUGAGGUUUUUUUUUUUUUUUUUUAGUUUUUUCCCCCCAAAUUAUUAUCGGGAGGAAGGAAGAAGUGCGAGUGGGGAACAUAAGAGGAGGGAAGAGACAAGCGCACCGCACCAGGCAAGCCGCGCCCGGAUCACAUCCCAACAGCCGCGUGCGCUUCCCGGCUUCGAGCAUGGCCCAUUCGAGCAAAGCCACUUUAAUCUUGCUCAUCUACGGAAUCUUAAUGCACUACAGCGUCUUCUGCACACCUCUGGGACCUCUGGGACUAAGUUACCCCAAAAUCAGGCUGGACAACGACGCGUUCGACGAGGGCGGCAAUUCCUUGGACGAGCUUGGCUUCGACGGCGACCCCCUCGCCUUACGCAGCGCGGCGUCCUUAAACGACGGCGGCGGCGGCGGCGGCGGCGGCUUCACUCUCUACUACCCCACCGAGAAGCGAGCAGAAAGGCAUGCUGAGGAGGAAUUAGAUAGAGCCUUGAGGGACAUCCUGGGUCAGUUAACCACGCGGCAUUAUCUGCAUUCUCUGAUGACAAUGCGCGCAGGCAGUGAGGAGAACAGCAUGGAGGACGAAGCUGAGCCACUCUCCAAGAGGCACUCGGACGGCAUUUUCACCGACAGCUACAGCCGCUACAGGAAGCAGAUGGCUGUGCAAAAGUACCUGGCAGCCGUCCUGGGACGAAGGUACAGACAGAGAGUGCGCACUAAAGGACGACGGCUCGCCUAUUUGUAGUGCAGCCCCCCCCCCCC